CACCGUGUGACAGUACGUUUUAGGGACGCAAGUUAUUAUCGUACUUCUGUUAGAAUGACAGCUAAUGCAAAGUUUGAAUAUUCCAACGAUCACUUAAAUUUGAAAGGGAAUGCAACGACGCCCACAUCGCGAUUUGCGCGUUGUAGUUUACAGACGACCUACCGUCGUUAACUCAAACCGGAGGAUUGAUCUGAGUACACUACAGUUCCCAGAAGGCAGUCGGCCACAAUAACCUACGUCAUCGAACACGUGACCAUUAAGCGGAGCCGAGCAAAAUCCCAAACAAGGAAAUGGUGGGGCAAUAAAACGAUCGGAUCAUUUAAUUAAUGCAUGUAAUAAUUUAUAUUUUAUAUUAUUGUAAAUUAAGAAAUAUUUAUGGGUUAAAAUGGACCACGACUUCAAAACGAAGCUCGCCGCCGAGAGGGAGAGAGUGGAAGAUCUGUUUGAAUAUGAAGGUUGUAAAGUGGGUCGCGGCACGUACGGGCAUGUUUAUAAAGCGAAGCGUAAAGACGGGAAGGAUGAGAAGGAGUAUGCACUCAAACAGAUAGAAGGCACUGGUAUUUCCAUGUCUGCCUGCAGGGAAAUUGCUUUGCUGAGAGAGUUAAAGCAUCCAAAUGUCAUCGCCCUGCAGAAAGUAUUUCUCUCUCACAGUGACCGCAAAGUCUGGCUCCUGUUUGACUACGCUGAGCAUGACCUGUGGCACAUCAUAAAAUUUCAUCGAGCAUCAAAGGCCAACAAGAAACCCAUGCAGCUACCGAGGGGGAUGGUGAAGUCUCUGCUUUAUCAAAUCUUAGACGGCAUCCAUUACCUGCAUGCCAACUGGGUCCUGCACAGAGAUCUGAAACCUGCCAAUAUCCUGGUCAUGGGGGAAGGCCCAGAGCGAGGAAGAGUCAAAAUUGCUGAUAUGGGUUUUGCCCGACUCUUUAACUCUCCACUGAAGCCGUUGGCCGAUCUGGACCCAGUGGUCGUCACAUUCUGGUACCGAGCCCCCGAACUACUGCUCGGGGCGAGACACUACACCAAAGCAAUCGAUAUUUGGGCAAUAGGCUGUAUCUUUGCGGAGCUGUUGACGUCAGAACCAAUCUUUCAUUGCCGACAAGAAGACAUAAAGACCAGCAAUCCUUUCCAUCACGACCAGUUAGAUCGCAUAUUCAGCGUCAUGGGCUUCCCAGCAGAUAAAGACUGGGAAGAUAUCCGGAAAAUGCCAGAAUAUCCAACUCUACAGAAAGAUUUCAGAAGAACCACAUAUGCCAACAGCAGUCUUAUCAAAUACAUGGAGAAACAUAAAGUCAAACCAGACAGCAAAGUGUUUCUACUGCUCCAGAAAUUGCUGACUAUGGACCCCACCAAAAGAAUCACUUCUGAGCAGGCACUGCAGGACCCAUAUUUCCUGGAGGAUCCCUUACCUACAUCUGAUGUAUUUGCAGGAUGUCAGAUCCCCUACCCCAAACGAGAGUUUCUAAGUGAGGAUGAACCAGAGGAGAAAACAGAGAAGAACCAGACGCAGCAGCACCAGCAGACGGCUGCACAGACGCAGACACAGACGCAGACACAGCAGGCUCCAACCCAACAGAGCUCAGCGCAGACGAACGGCACAUCAGGCACUGCAGGGGCCAACACGGGCCCCUCCAUACAGCAUGGACAGGAACAGGGGCCACCAAACAAAAAACCUCGCACCUCAGGAACCGGUGUUCUUCAAACAGACUACCAGCACUCCAGUUCGCGGCUAGGCUACCAGAGCAAUGUCCAAGGCUCUACCCAGUCGCAAAGCACCAUGGGAUACUCGUCCUCAUCUCAGCACUCUCAUCAGUCUCAUCGAUACUGAGACUCAGAUGCAUACAUAAGCACUUAAAAGAAAUAUUAUCCACAAGCAUAAAGCCAGGCAAGUCAGCGUUGUGAUUCGAAUGAAUUGCUGGGUCUGUCCCGUAAUAUGGCCCCAACAUAAACAUAAAACCCAAGUUUAUUCCCUUACAAAGCCUGCCAAAGCACAACUUUGCAAUCCCUUUCUUUCAAUCAGAGCUCCUCAAAAGAGCCAGAGCCAUAAUUGCGUAUUUUCCUUAAUAUCUCAACAGGUUUUCAGUAUACUGUAUUAAAACUUCCACCAGCUGCAACACCAACCAUUCCUAAUAACCUGCAGUUUAGCAUCUUUAUUCAUUCUCAUUGUACCACCGUUAGACCAAAACAGUCUUAAAAUGAUCAGCCAAAUGCUAUCCGGGUCAUAGCUACAGAUAGAAGUGAGAUGAGGUUUGUUACAGUGGGUCAUUAAAGCUGGCGUCCCACUGGCCAACUCCAAAAAACUUGCAUUUCAUCAGGGCAAUCAGUUACCAAAUCUCACCAUUUACAGUGUUGCAGUGACAAGUAAUCUUGUCUAUCAUCACUGCUGCAAGAUGUGACGCAGAUAAUUGAUGUACAGUCACGAGGAAACUGAUUUUUGUGACUGUCAUGCUCAAGGCUGGUUAGGACACAGAUCUCAGAUUAACUUGAAAGAGACAUGAAAUAAAUUGGAUCUGAGGUUGCAUUGUUAUGACAUUGUGUUAGGAUGCAGACCCUAUGAAUGCGUGGGAUGCUGUAUCUCUCCAUCUGGGCCUGAUAUGUUCAUACAACUGGGACACCAGAUCUAUACUUUGCAGCUAUUGCGUUUAUUUAUUUAUUUAUUUUUUGACUUUACCACCCAUUAUUAUUGUGGGUUUAUCAUCUCGAGGCUUUCUGAGAUUCCUCCGUUUGACAACCCUGAGACAAAUCAAAUAGAGAUAUCUACGGUAUAUAAGCAAUUGUACAUAGGAACCAAAAUCCCCUUUUAUCUGUCUCCCAGUAAAGGGAGCUGCCUGCAUGUACGGACAGUCGAGCAGAGACUGGAUCUGUGUAACAUAUGUGUGCAUAUUUUAAAGACUGAACAAACAGCAUCUCUCAUAGCUAUCAUGCACCACUGCAUUAUUACACACAUCUUCUUUUGUUGUGUAAGAACUAGUGUUUUUUUUUUGUUUUGUUUUUUGUAAAGUAUACACUCACACAAUAUUCUUUUCAUCCCUUUUUUGCAUUAGUUACUAUAACAACUAAUAAAAAUAACAUCAGCUAUAAAAGAACAUGGACAUGGUUUACUCUUUCUCUUUUUUGCAGAAGAACAUGUUUUAGGAUUUUGGUCAGGACUGAAAUCCCUAAAUCUCUCUCUCUCUGUGUGUGUGUGUGUGUGUGUGUUGUGUGUGUGUGGUGUGUGUGUGUGUGUGUGUGUGUGUGUGUGUGUGUGUGUGUGUGUGUGUGUGUGUGUGUGUGUGAUUAUCCGGGGCAGCUAGCAGUUGAACUGCUUCUGUGACUGUUAUUUCUUGUCUCCUCUUUGUGUUUUAUACGCUUUUAUAAUCUGUUUAUUGUUGGUCAUUGUUUUGAAGUGCAGUUAUUUCUCUGUAUUAUUUGAGCUCAGUUUGUGGACUGGAGGUGAGAGUUUUUCAAACAAAGGGCAACUGAUUCGCUCUUCUGACAAACAAUUGGAUAUCUCAUCAAGCAAAGCUGGGGACUUCAGCUGUGUGUAUUACAAGUCCUUCCAAGCCGUGUUUGAAACACUGAAACUUCGUGUGUUGCACAGUUGAGCAGACAACUUGGUGGAAUAUACGAGCUCAAACAGGAUUCAAAGGAAAUCUUGAAACAGUCUUUUAACAUCUCUUGUUUUAAGCUCGGUUUGAAAGACCCUGAAGGAUAAUGUUUCAUGAGAGUGGAUGGCAGUCACCCAGCACGAACUGAGACUGACCGCUGAUUUCAACCGAAAUGUUUGCAGAACAAGUGUAGUGCCAUCAUACUUCUUGGGUUUCUCUUCUGUCCCAUCUUAAGAUUCCUUGUUUUUCUGUAAUGUGCUUUGUAUUUCUGGUAAAAGCAAUCAAAAAACAAGUGUUAUUGUACUGUUUUUCCACCCCCUGUUGUGGGUUUCUUCUCAUAUCAAAGUUGUACAGUUGGAUCAACAUGUUUUUAAAGCCUAGAUACUAUAUAAACAAAGAUUUAUGAUUAAAAAAUGAGGUUGUGACAUGUGUGACCCCGGAGCACAGAAGCAGUCUUAAGUCACUGGGGUAUAUUUGUAGCAAUAGCCAAAAAUACAUUGUAUGGAUCAAAAUUAUAGAUUUUUCUUGUAUGCCAAAAAUCAUUAGGAUAUUAAGUAAAGA
This is a messenger RNA of Cyprinus carpio (common carp), 4145 nucleotides long. Its product is annotated as cyclin-dependent kinase 19. Gene Ontology annotation, biological process: protein phosphorylation. NCBI's taxonomy places the organism in Eukaryota, Metazoa, Chordata, Actinopteri, Cypriniformes, Cyprinidae. Gene Ontology annotation, molecular function: ATP binding; cyclin-dependent protein serine/threonine kinase activity; RNA polymerase II CTD heptapeptide repeat kinase activity. The record is from RefSeq and is a predicted model, not a curated record. Gene Ontology annotation, cellular component: cytosol; mediator complex; nucleus.